AACAAAAAAUAAAAAAGUGAAGGUCUUGAAACUUCUCUUCUUCUUCUUCUUUUGCUUGUGGUUUAGGUUUUGAGAGAACUCAGAAGCGUCAAAAGGUGUCUGGUGUAUUGCUUAUAUAGCUGUUGCAAUCUUUGCCUCUUUUAGAAUUUUUCACUCUGUGUGUUCAAUUUAAGAGCUUUUGUGGAGAGGUUUGCUUGCUUGCUACAAUGGGUUACGCUCAGCUUGUUAUUGGUCCAGCAGGCAGUGGAAAGUCAACUUAUUGCUCGUCUUUGUAUGAACAUUGUGAAACUAUUGGUCGAACGAUGAAUGUUGUUAACCUUGAUCCUGCUGCGGAAAUCUUCAACUAUCCUGUGGCUAUGGAUAUCAGAGAACUUAUCUUGGAAGAUGUUAUGGAUGACCUAAAGCUUGGUCCUAAUGGUGGUCUGAUGUAUUGCAUGGAAUACCUUGAGGAUAGCUUACAUGAUUGGGUGGAUGAAGAACUGGAGAACUACAGGGACGACGAUUACCUUAUAUUUGAUUGUCCAGGCCAGAUAGAGCUGUUUACACAUGUUCCUGUGCUCAAAAACUUUGUGGAGCAUCUGAAACAGAAGAACUUCAACGUCUGUGUUGUUUAUCUGCUUGAUUCACAGUUCAUAACAGAUGUAACCAAGUUUAUCAGCGGUUGCAUGUCAUCUCUCGCGGCAAUGAUCCAGCUUGAGUUGCCACAUGUAAACAUCCUCUCAAAGAUGGACCUCUUGCAGGAUAAAAGCAACAUUGAUGACUACUUGAAUCCGGAGCCUCGAACAUUGCUGGCAGAGUUGAACAAAAGGAUGGGUCCUCAAUAUGCAAAACUGAACAAAGCCUUGAUUGAGAUGGUGGGAGAGUAUGGGAUGGUGAACUUCAUACCCCUUAACUUGAGGAAAGAAAAGAGCAUUCAAUAUGUUCUGUCCCAAAUCGACGUUUGUAUUCAGUUUGGAGAAGACGCUGAUGUGAAGAUCAAAGAUGAUGACGAUGACUUUGGUGGCGAUGGUCCUGUUGCAUAAAUUGUAUUCAGUGUUUACUACUUUUGGCUUAAAAUUGUAAACAAUCUUGGUCUCAUUUCUUCUUGUCAGAGAGAUCUUUGUGAGAAGAGACCUACUUUAUUGCUGACCAUUAAAAGCUUUAACUGAAAGAUAUUCAAAAUGGUCAGAAUUUCGCAAACAAAACUAUAGAUUCA
Messenger RNA from Capsella rubella, 1195 nucleotides. Its product is annotated as GPN-loop GTPase 3. The record is from RefSeq and is a predicted model, not a curated record. Gene Ontology annotation, molecular function: GTPase activity. NCBI's taxonomy places the organism in Eukaryota, Viridiplantae, Streptophyta, Magnoliopsida, Brassicales, Brassicaceae.